AUGGAGAAAAAACUGGUAGCAGUUGAUGAGUUUCUCAUCAGCCUAGUUGGAAAUGGAGUUCUUAUUGUCUGGAGUUUUGGAGAAUGGAUCUGAAAAUUCAAGGGAUUCUCACAUAACUUCAUUUUUCUGAGCCUGGGUGGUUGCUGGUUUCUCUCGAAAUGGCUGAUACUAUUGUACUUAAGCCUUCCUCCAUUUUUCCAGAACCACCAUUACUAUCUGAAUGACUUCUGGGUCUUGGUAAGCUGAGCCAGCCUGUGAUUUUUCACUUUCCACACUGUCUUCUACUAUAAGAUCACCCUACCUACUUCUAGUAGGACAGCAGUGACAAAGGUUCCUUUCACUGCCCUUGUUUUACCUAGUUUAUGUCUGAUACUCAUGGCUGCCUACCCUUCUCUUCAUUCCAUCAUACUGAUCAUGGGGAUUCCAUGUUAGAAAAUCCUGUGGAAGACAGACUGUGCUUAAAGAACCUGGGGUUUAUGA
Molecule: messenger RNA, 480 nt
Organism: Sciurus carolinensis (gray squirrel)
Lineage: Eukaryota; Metazoa; Chordata; Mammalia; Rodentia; Sciuridae
Gene: Tas2r5
Product: taste 2 receptor member 5
Biological process (GO): sensory perception of taste; G protein-coupled receptor signaling pathway
Cellular component (GO): membrane
Molecular function (GO): G protein-coupled receptor activity
Source: RefSeq, a predicted model, not a curated record